This is a messenger RNA of Nasonia vitripennis (jewel wasp), 1991 nucleotides long. RefSeq lists its product as uncharacterized. The transcript is spliced from 2 exons. The coding region runs from base 270 to 1673 and encodes 467 amino acids. The record is from RefSeq and is marked validated. NCBI's taxonomy places the organism in Eukaryota, Metazoa, Arthropoda, Insecta, Hymenoptera, Pteromalidae.
GUGAUAAGUGAUUGGCCAAAUUUAAUAAAACGCUAGGACGAUUCUUUGUGGAAUCAGCUGAUUUUUACACGGCUACCUGUAUCAUUUUUAUCACCCAAAAAAACGUAAACAAAUAAAAGUACAUUUUUGCUAUCGAUAUAAUAAGCCAUGUAAGGUGAAUUUGUUGAUGCAGCACCAUGAGUUUGAUCAAAAUGAAUUGUUCUUGAUUAUUAAAGAGGUCCUGCAAGAGAAACUCCCUUUUUCUACUGAGCAAGAUCUCAUUCAAUAUUAUGAGAAGAGAAAUAAUUUAUGCACAAUUAAAUAAUCCACAAAAAGGAAUAACUGAUAUUGUCACUAGAACAAACAAUUGUCACACAGACACCAGGAUGAGAAAGUAUUAUCAAGCUGCUUUGCUGAUUACAGCAGUGGUGAGCUUAGUAUCACUUCUUUUUUACCGUCACGAGUACAACAGAUUGCGAUAUGUAUUAGAGUACUUUGACUACUUUGGAAAGCCAAGUCAAGAGGCAAGCAAAGUUAAUUGUCCAAAGGAAAAGGUAGAGAUCGAGAAGAUAUAUGUGGGACUGAACGAACCACUUUCAGCGUGGCAGAGAAUAGAUGAUGAUCUGUAUGUCUAUUCGUCCUAUGUUACAAACAACAGGAAGAUUCAAACCAUUAGUUAUGGGAAGCUGACUAAUCCCAACUUGGAUUGUAAUGUAUUUUUUGAAGACCUUUUGACACCUAUUCCUGGAAUAUUCUCAUUCACAAUCAUUGGGAAUACAAGUGAUAUACCAGGAAGAACUGCUUAUAGAGGGUAUGGUUUGAUCUGUGAAUACACCGAAAAUAUGAUACCUGUUGGCGUUACCUUCCAGCCAAGAGAUCAAAUACUGUUCAAUGCAAAUAGUCCAUUGUUAGCCGUGAAGAAUCAGGCAAAAUCCUUGACUUACAACGGUAGUGCUUUGUGUAUUGUGCCACCUCUGAAUAUUCCUAUAUCUCGCUCUGAAAUGAUAAGUUUUCUCAAUUUUCACGAGUUGGUUGGUAUGAAUCAUUUUGUAAUUUAUGAUUAUGGCAUCCCAAAUGCAUUUCAUAAAGCAAUAAGGAAAAUGGCACAAGAUUCUCAUCCCAAGUGGAAUUUUACAUAUGAAGUGGUGCCAUGGAACUUUCCAAUAAGGGAAAUUCAUCCAAACGUUAUAAGAAAUAUCAUUGAGGCUGACUGCUUGUAUCGCACAUUUAACAAAGUUAUGUAUGCAGCCACUGUUUCAUGGGAAGAGUACAUAGUAUUGAAAUACCAUCAUGUAGUUUCUGAUUUGCUGAUAGACUUUGAGAGAACUAAAAUGUAUGGAAACCGUUACGUCGUACAAACCCAGACAUUUUGCACUCAGCAGAAAGAUGAUAAAAGGUCAACGAAUUCUACCCCAAUCAUCUUACGAAAAACUUUAACUUCUCCAAAUGCUCUUGAUGCGAAUCAUCUUUAUAUCUACAAGCCACAUGAAUCAUUGAAUGUAAAAAAUAUCAAGACAUUGAAAACUGCAGCUAAUUUAAUCAUUGUCAAUCGUUAUGUAUCUUGUAAUGAUUACAAUGCUAAUAAUGUUGAAUCCAACAAAUAUGAACCAUCAAUCCUUAGGUUUGCUGGAGAUAUACAAAGUUCUCCAAUAUACAGAAGAUUCAUUGCUGGGAAAAUGUUCGAUUUUGAGUGAACCAUAAAAUACCUUUUGAACAAAGUUUAAAAAAUUGACUGGACCACCAUAACAAUGUGAUAAACACCAUAUUAUAAUCUAAAAAAUUGUUAUAUUUGCAAAGGUUGUAAAGAACUUAUGUUGAGAUUAAUUCACAUUACCUAGAAGACUGUUAGCAUGGUGAUAGUAUUUUUUGUUAUAUAAUUUUACAACAGUAAGUCAAUGCUAUAUAGGCUGAAGUAUACAAGUCAAAUUUGCCAUUGAAUAAUUUAAAUAUGUCUUGUAUCUGCUGCUAUGAUUAAUUAUCAAUUUUUGGAAUUAAGUAGAAUAGAAUUUUUA